Molecule: messenger RNA, 2520 nt
Organism: Betta splendens (Siamese fighting fish)
Lineage: Eukaryota; Metazoa; Chordata; Actinopteri; Anabantiformes; Osphronemidae
Product: ALK and LTK ligand 1-like
Exons: 5
Coding region: 1630-2139 (169 amino acids)
Biological process (GO): positive regulation of ERK5 cascade; positive regulation of ERK1 and ERK2 cascade
Molecular function (GO): receptor tyrosine kinase binding; receptor signaling protein tyrosine kinase activator activity
Source: RefSeq, a predicted model, not a curated record
ACACAAUUUACUGCUGACAUAACAGACAAAGUAUGUUUUUAUGUGCUUUGUUCUGGAACAUGUUCUCUGUUUAUUAUUUCUAGCAUUGUUGUUUUACCUUUGGCUCAUUUUCUUAUUGUUUGUUUUUUAAGUCAGGAGUGGGACCAAAGGAAAGAAUUCAAUUCAAUUCAAUUUAUUGCUGAAUCACAACAAAGUUAUCUCAAGACAUUUUACAAGGUAAGGUUUAAGACCUUACACAACUAAACCCAACAUAUCUCACAUAUAGCAAGCCUUUAAUUACAAUUUACAGCAACAGUGAAGAGGAAAAACUCCAGCAGAACCCGGCUGGAUGUGGGCGGCCAUCUGCCUUGCAGCACAUGUAGGAUGGUUGGACCAGGGACUGGACACAGGCAGGAUGGUUGGACCAGAGGGAACAGACGUCUACAGGUGCUGUGAAUGACAGGGUUAGCGCAGUAAGGAACCCGGGUUGGGUUCCCCAGUGGCUGUGUGCAGUCUUCAGGUUGUGGUGUUAUCGCUGAGGCCACAGUCUGACCACGUUUGUCUGAAGGCUCCAAUGAGGUUGUUCAGAGAAUUAGUGGGUUUAAAAUCUCUUUACGGUUGAACACAGGUUUUUAUAUCAUCUUGUGUGCAGUUAUAGAGGGGUGUUUUUCCUUUCAUUGUUUUUUUAUUAGUUUUUGUUGUAUAUAUUUGUGAUUGUUUAAUAAAUGUGGUUGUUCUACAUCACAUGUGAUAAUUGUGUUGACUUACAGCUUUUCCACAGCAAGCAGCAGCCUCAUGCACUGAUUCUAACCGCCCUCAUCUCAUCUAAACUUUCCAAACUUGGGAUGUGAGACGCGUUCAUGUCUGUAUCCACUAAGAGGGAGUGGUGCGCUGCUCUAGCGCUAAUCUGGCUUCCAUGCAGAUGUGCCUGUCCUCCCGCCUCCCGCGGGCUUCCUGAUCUUCCAGGAGUUGGAGCAUGUGGACAGAAGAAGCGUCAGAGGAGAAGAACCAGAGCUUCAGUGUCUUCCUACUUUCCUCUUUAGUCCGUGAGUCACAGACAUGAGCGCGUCCAGCUGCGGAAGCAAAGGACAGCACCUGAUGAGGAUGAUGAUGACGAAGGCGCUUCUCUCGCUCGACCAGAUUCCCGCGCCGGUCUAAGAUGCCACCGGCCUCCGGUGUUCGGCACGCGGCUUGGCUCGGGACUAAUCCGGGAUAAAAACCCAACAGAGUCACACACAAAGAGACAAUAAUCAGAUCAUCCGGCCGAGGUGAGUAGAGACCAGAGACCGGAGACUGGAGACGGGAGCAGCGUGAGACCAAAGCCCGAACACAGAAAACCUCCUUACUUCUAGUUGACUUGUGGAAAGUUUAAAACCCUGCUUUUUGAAGCCGAACACUUUAAAACACACUCCUUCUCAGUGCUGCGGUUCUACUUUGGCUGUUUGGCCUUUAGGGAAAACCAAGUGCGUAAGAAGUUUCAGGGCCCGGAGUUAUCAGAUCACAUCUGUCCUGCAGAAAACCACAACGUGCAAGAGCCACGCUUUGUUUUGCACAGUUUUACAGCCAGUUGUCAACAAAUGAAAAUGAAGCCGAACCGUGGAGCGCUCCGUUAAUAAAGCGGGGUCUGCAGCGGUUGCAGCGGUGCCAGUGAUGCCGUCCCUGCGCCUCCUCUCGGCGCUUGUCCUGCUGCUGCUGGCCGCGUCCGACGGACGCAGAAUGCUGGAGCCCGUCAACCGGAUCAACCGGUACCGGAGCAGGACGGAGACGGCGGCGGGAACCGAGCACGGCGUGAAACCACUGGAGAGAGAAAAGAGGUCACACCAGGGAAUGGACGGUGACAAAGAUCCUCGAUAUAAGGAGAAAUUCAUCCAGCACCUGACAGGUCCGUUGUCCUUCCACCCAAAGUGCAGGAAACAGUUUAACAGAAUCUACCACAGCACCAGGGACUGUACCACCCCAGCCUAUUAUAGGAGAUGUGCUGUGCUGCUGGUACGACUGGCCAACAGCCCUGAAUGUGCUGUGAAAAGUGUGGUGCCCACAGUUUCAGACGGACAGGUUGCUGUGACGAAGAGGAAGCGACGCCAUCCUAAGGCCCAUGCGGUUCCAGGCAUCAGGCAGCACAUCCAGAGGUCACCAGCACCAAGCAACAAGCGCUGCUGACUCUGGUUCUGUUUUGGUUCUGGUUCCUUCAAUCAAGAUGUCUUUGUUCUACACCACUAGACUCACCUCAGCUGGUUCCUGCCUGGUUCUAUUGGACUCUACUGUACUGACUGAACAGAUUUCUUCCCAGUGAAGCAACCUUCUCUUUACUGGAUUCUAUUGGCGGAUUCCUGUAAUGAGCUGAAAACAGGCUGGAUCCAACAGACAGAGGAUUUUGUUGGCUUUAAGGACUAAAUAGACAACAACAAACUGUGGCCUCUCUGUCGCGUUCAUCACUGUGCAUAAACACGGUGAUAUAAUAAAUCAGUAUAUUUAAGUUGUUUUGUGACACAUAUACACAUGCAAAAAGGAAUAAAGAUGCACAUUUUAUAUAACUCUAAA